AUGGUGAGGUCAUUUAACGCUACGAGGAAAAUUGACAGAGCGAAGCUAAUUGACGGUUUGGUGGCCUGGUCGUCUGUCCUGGAAAUCAAGAACAUUUCGCUGAGGAACUACACCACUUACACCUGUGUCGCCGCCAUUCCGAGGAUCCUACGCUGUGAAUUACACUCUUGGCUCACCCCUGCCCCCGAAUCCACCUCAGUAUCUCAUGUCACGACAGUCACAGGUAGUACGGCUACCUCUCGGUGGGUGCCCCCGGGGUGGGGGACACCCCCUGCGGGCUACACCCUUCUCUAUCGGCCGAAAAAAAAGAACGGAGGGAAAGUACACGAACUGAAUUGUUUCUUUGUGACUGGGAUUUCAUUUGAGCAGAGAGAGGAUGUUACCGGAGCCGAUGUUACCGCGGCGGAGAUCCAAGGACUGACGCCUGGUACAGUUUACGAGUUCCUAAUCCAAUCACACAACGCUCAGGGAAGGUCUAACUACACCUCUUCAAGUGCUCAGAUUCCAGUGUCAGGAGUUGUAAAAGAAGUUGCCAGCAGCAGCAGCAGCAACAGUCAGCCGGGUGUUCCUCUCCUGACACUGUUCCUUACGUCUCUGACAGGCGCAGCCUUGCUGGUUCUGAACGUCAGCAUCAUCGUCUGCUUCGUCAAACGCUUCAUUCUGAAGAGGAAUACUUCAGCAGCUGUUUCUGAAGCUUAUGGACCUGUUUGGACACCUGGCUUGGACCUUGAGACCGGGAGAACUGGAAGCAUAGACUCUAUAUCAUCUCAAGUGCAUUAUCAGUUCAUUAGUCAGUCUCCAAUGGGUGAAGAAGAAAGAAGAUUCUCCUCAACAACUCACAGUCUCAUGACAGAACUAUCAGAGUAUCAGAAACAGGAAGAAACUCCUCUAACAACAAUACCAACUUCUGAUUACUUCAUCAGCACAACCAGUCCUCUUAGUAAUUACAGAAGUGACUUGAUCAAUGGAGGAUUGAAUUUAGCAGCACGAAAAUCCCAGUCUUCAAAAUCUCUGACCAAUUUUAAUGAAUUUAUGACACCUGGAGAAUCACAACACGGUCUAGACGACAACAUUUUUAGAAGGAUGAAGGUAAGGGUUCAGUCUCCAGACAUCCCUGAUGUGUGCCCCAAAAGCCCCACAUUAUGCCCUUCAUUGACUCGUCUGCAGAGUUGUGAAAGGAUAGUGGGUCAACUUGAGGAUAAUGAAGACAGAAUCUCUUUGUCAUCAAAUCAUAGUGACUCCUCUUAUAAAGGCAUUCAGGGGCAAGCACGUGGCUUCAGAUCUCACACACCUAAAAGCAACGUGCAUCAGGGCAACGCAAGAUGCCCUGCAGCUAUUCAUAAGUCAGAAAGAUUAACGUAUUCUUGUCACGAUAUCAGAAGAGAAGCCAUAGCUAAUAAACCAUGCUCAGGCCCUUCUUUUUCCAACAUUUGUUGCUCAACUAAACUCACGUCACAGGUCAUAUAUCACGGUCAGCCACACAUUCAGCAACAACAUGAAGAGGAACAGAAACGUGAGCAUUUGCAGCAUUUACAACAUCAGAAUCUUCAGCAACGACAAAUGUCACAGCAACACUGCCCUCAACUAGAUCAUCAACGGCAAUCCACAGAAAAUACGCCGGAUCGUCAUCAAAUCAUUCAUCAGUGGCCUGACCACCACUACCAAGAACGUCAACAGAAUGUAGACCAUCAGAAUGAUCCUGCUCAUCACCAUUAUCAUAAUCAAGAUCAGCAUUGCCAUCUGCUGCACUCAGAACAUCAUCAUGUGCAGCAGCAACAUUUAGGACACCAUCAUCACGCUGCAGUAAGUGAAGCCCCAGAUAAUCAUCACCAGCAUCGAGAACUUAAUGAAAGUUUAAAGUUUCCAGAAAGGCAGCCUUUCAACCACAGAGAACACGAUGCACUCUGUUGUCCAGCAUCAGAAACCACCAUGUUUCAUCAAACAUAUCCCUGCUGUCAUCAGUCUCAGUUCCAUCUCCGUCAGCCUAAAUAUCAAGAAUACCAACAACUGCACAAUGAGCAUGCCCAAUACCUAUAUCUAGGUCAUCAAGUCCCUGCAGUCCCACAGCAAAUAUUUCAUAGUUUGCCUCGUAAAAUGCGUCGGUAUCAUUCUGAAGACCUAGAGUCUCCUAAACUUCACAGAGUCACUCAUUCCACGAGAUCAUCAACUCCUCAACUCUAUCAACAUGAUGGACCUCCACAGAGCCUUUCAAGCAAUCCAAUAACCCAUUCACAAAGUGAGCACAGUUAUUUAACACCGUCUGCACAAGGGGAUUACCAGUUUCAUAAAGAUUCGGUUGCUGAACACUCCUUUAGUUACAAGAGAGAAACCCCUGUUCAGUAUUCCAGAGUGCAACCAUCAGCUCUUACUACACGGGAUAUGACCUAUGAUAAUAAUGGUUAUGGUCAUUUUGAAACUACCCUAGAUGCUUAUGAUCGUAUUGCCAGACGUCAUGGGCAGAAGACGACGACCUACAUUCACUUUCACAGCGAGCAUGGGAACAGCACAUUUGGAACAGACAAUUACCCCCAACGACACAUGGGCAAAUUUUCUGUUAUCAAUCCCAAUCUCUUAUCCUCGUGGACUUCCACCCAUCUCCUGGCCAAUUCAAGGAUCUUUGCUAACUCUUUCCCCCAUACUGAUAUCGAGUCCCCACAAUGUUGUGGAAAGGAAGACUUUGGUGGAUAG
This is a messenger RNA of Macrobrachium nipponense, 2688 nucleotides long. RefSeq lists its product as uncharacterized. The transcript is spliced from 9 exons. Gene Ontology annotation, molecular function: protein binding. The record is from RefSeq and is a predicted model, not a curated record. Bases 1 to 2688 code for a protein of 895 amino acids. NCBI's taxonomy places the organism in Eukaryota, Metazoa, Arthropoda, Malacostraca, Decapoda, Palaemonidae.